ACUUGCUGAGAACUAUGACUCUUUUCCCCAAGAUUUUGCUAAAGCCAGAAGUUGAAGACUAUCUGAGGACUAUAUUUCACAAUGCUGAGAUUGAAACAUCUCUUUAAGCUGGUCAAUCAAUCAAUCAAUCUUUACAUUGAUCAUUGAUUAAUCAAUUGAUCGAUCCAUCGUCCCGUCCAUCUUUUAAGAAGUCCAGGGCCGGAUAAAGCCUUCUUUGCCCCAACCCUCUGCCCAUUCCAAUGGGUCUUUUGGAGGGCCCUUUGGCUUCCCCUCCCUUGGCUCAUUAGGCUUCCCAACGGGGCCUACUAGAUCUUCCAGAAGUCCUGAAGAUGGCUGGCGCCAUCGCUUCCCGGAUGAGCUUCAGCUCCUUGAAGAGGAAGCAGCCCAAGACCUUCACUGUCCGCAUCAACACCAUGGAGGCUGAGAUGGAGUUCAACUGUGAGGUCAAAUGGAAAGGGAAGGACCUCUUUGACCUUGUCUGCCGAACGCUGGGGCUCCGCGAGAUGUGGUUCUUUGGGCUGCAGUACAUGAUCAAGGACACCGUAGCCUGGCUCAAGAUGGACAAGAAGGUCUUGGACCACGAUGUCCCGAAGGAGGAGCCAGUCAUGUUCCACUUCCUGGCCAAGUUUUACCCAGAGAACGCAGCGGAGGAACUGCUCCAGGAAAUCACACAACACUUAUUCUUUCUUCAGGUCAAGCAGCAGAUUUUGGAUGAGAAGAUCUACUGUCCUCCUGAAGCCUCUGUCCUUCUCGCUUCUUAUGCAGUUCAAGCCAAGUAUGGAGACUACAAUCCCAGUGUCCACAAACGUGGCUUCCUUGCUCAAGAGGAACUGCUUCCGAAACGAGUAAUAAACCUAUACCAGAUGACCUCAGAAAUGUGGGAGGAAAGGAUCACCGCCUGGUAUGGCCAACAUCGAGGAAGAGCUAGGGAUGAGGCGGAAAUGGAGUACCUCAAGAUUGCCCAGGACCUCGAGAUGUACGGCGUCAACUAUUUUGCAAUUCGGAAUAGGAAAGGAACCGAGCUACUGCUGGGGGUGGGCGCCUUGGGCCUCCAUAUCUAUGAUCCAGAAAACAAGCUGACCCCAAAAAUCUCCUUCCCAUGGAACGAGAUCUGCAAUGUCUCCUACAGCGAUAAGGAGUUCACAAUUAAGCCCCUGGAUAAAAAGAUUGAUGUCUUUAAGUUCAGCUCCUCCAAACUCCGGGUCAGUAAGCUGAUCCUCCAGCUCUUCAUCGGGAACCAUGACUUGUUCAUGAGGAGGAGGAAAGCGGACUCCUUGGAGGUCCAGCAGAUGAAGGCCCAGGCCCGGGAGGAGAAGGCCCACAAGCAGAUGGAACGGCAGUGUUUGGCACGAGAGAAACAAAUGCGGGAAGAUGCUGAACGAACCCGAGACGAAUUGGAGUUGCGGCUAUUGCAAUUAAAAGAAGAGGCUACCAUGGCCAAUGAAGCUUUAAUGCACUCAGAGGAAACAGCGGACCUGUUGGCCGAAAAGGCCCAGAUCACCGAAGAGGAGGCAAAGCUCCUGGCCCAGAAGGCAGCCGAAGCAGAGCAGGAGAUGCAGCGGAUCAAGGCCACAGCCAUCCGGAUGAAGGAAGAGAAGAGGCUCAUGGAGCAGAAAGUCCUGGAGGCUGAGAUGUUGGCACUCAAGAUGGCAGAGGAGUCUGAGCGAAGGGCAAAGGAAGCCAACCAGCUCAAGCAGGACCUACAAGAGGCGCGAGACAUGGAGCGAAGAGCCAAGCAGAAGCUCCUAGAAAUAACCAACAAGUCCUCCUACACACAGGGCAUGAAUGCGAGUCCUGCUGCCACACUGCCCACUGAUUUACCCUCCUAUGGAUUUAUUAGCGAGAGCCUCUCCUUCGACUUCAAAGAUACAGAUAUGAAGAGGUUGUCCAUGGAGAUUGAGAAAGAGAAGGUUGAAUACACGGAGAAAAGCAAGCACCUCCAAAAACACCUGAAUGAGCUGAAAACAGAAAUCGAGGCUUUGAAGCUAAAGGAGCGAGAGACAGCAAUGGAUAUCUUGCACAACGAGAGCAAUGACCAGAGCAACAGCAAGCAUACUAUCAAGAAGUUCACUUUGCAGAACACAAAAUCCCGAGUGCCUUUCUUUGAGGAACUCUAGAGCAAAUGAGCUGAAACAGUUAUAAACAAACCCGAUGCCGGAAACAAAGCUGCCAUCUUUCCUUUUACUUCCUUUUGUACUGUUUGCUAACUUUUGUAAUAAUACAUGAUGAUGGCGCUCUGUUUUUUGCCACCGUUUUUCCUAUUUCUCCCUUCUUUUGGGAAGGAAUACACACACACACACACACAAAUUGUUCCUCUUUAAAUUGUCUCCCUCGUUUUGGGGAAAUGUGAUUUCCUCCUCUGUGAGUUUUGUUAUAUUUUAUCCCUGUUUAUUUGGAUUUUAUCGCACCAACUUGUUGCUAAAAGAAAUGGAAAUAUAUCAUCAUUGCAACAAAUUGUUUUCUCAAAAAAAGAUUAUAAAAAAUACUAACAGCAACAAAAAUGUUAAUAACAAAACAUUGGAAAGAAAUAAAGGAAAUUCAGUUAGAAGAAUGAUACAGAGAAAUUUGGAACAUGGCUAUUAAUGACAAAUUGACUUGCGAUAUUAAAAUUAAAAAGGGAAUAUUGAAACAAACAGACUUUUGGAAAAUAUGGGGAAAUGUAUUUUGUUUACCUUCAAUGAAGGAAAGGGAUACAAGCCAGCAACAGAAGUUUUGGAUAAGAUGAGUUGGUUGGAUCUGGUGAAGGUGGCAAAAAAUAAUGAUGGAGGCGGGGGGGG
Anolis sagrei ordinatus is the source of this 2777-nucleotide messenger RNA. The record is from RefSeq and is a predicted model, not a curated record. Lineage: Eukaryota; Metazoa; Chordata; Lepidosauria; Squamata; Anolidae.